CUCUGGCACGCAAAACGCUAAGCCAAAUUCUGUUGUGAAAAAUUUGACCGAUUAGUUCUUUAAUCCAAAAGAAAACAAUGAAACCCCAACGGCCUCUUAUCCUCUCUCUCCUAUUCGCAGCCACUCUCUUUCUCCUCUGCCCGGUUCCCGCCGCCGCCGCCGACGAUGCCGGAAUCUCCGCCAACGCCACCGCCAAUUGUACCGAGUUCAUCCGCAGUAGCUGCGGCAUUACUCUCUAUCCCGACGUCUGCUACACUUCGCUCUCUCGCUACGCCAACGACAUUCAGCAGGACCCGGCCUCGCUCACUCGUAUCGCCAUUACCAUCAGCCUCGCCAACUCCCGCAGAAUGGCCGCUUAUGUGUCCAAUUUAUCUCACGUCGGCGACUUUGGCGCCGACCACAGAGCCGCGUCCGCGCUUCACGACUGCUUCACGAACUUCGACGACGCCGUGGAUGAGAUUCGUGGCUCGCUCAAGCAGAUGCGGCAGAUCAACGACGUAGACGCGCCGUCGUUCAAGUUCCAGAUGAGCAACGUGCAGACGUGGAUGAGCGCAGCGCUAACGGAUCAAGAAACGUGUACGGAUGGAUUCGAGGAUGUGGCGGAUGGACCGAUGAAGGAGGAUGUGUGCGCAAAGGCGGAGAAGGUGAAGAAGCACACCAGUAAUGCUCUAGCGCUGGUGAACAGCUUCGUGGAGAAAAGGAUUCCAUGAUUAAUCAAUCGGUAGGCUUUCUGAAUCAUAUAUUCUGAAUAUAUAGUUGGAUUAUUGGAUGAGAAAUUGAACAAUCUCUGGAAAUUAUAUGAAUAGUUUGCUUCUGUAUUUAAUUAACAGUGUGAGAGAGAGAGAGAUGUAAAUUUGUUACUGGAGUGAGAAACUGAAAAUUUCUUUUGCUUUGGUUUUGAUAAUUUGUGUGCUGCUGUGUACUGCUCUGCUCAACUCUGCUCUGCUGCUGGUUCCUUCUUUCAUAGUUUCAGAAUGAAAGAAAGAGAAGGAAGCAAUUCGCAUUUUGUGUUAAUUAUUAGUUAUAUAGUGUUCCAAUGCCUUUCUUGCUUUGAAUUCAAUGCUUCUUCUUCUU
Molecule: messenger RNA, 1074 nt
Organism: Benincasa hispida (wax gourd)
Lineage: Eukaryota; Viridiplantae; Streptophyta; Magnoliopsida; Cucurbitales; Cucurbitaceae
Product: Plant invertase/pectin methylesterase inhibitor superfamily protein
Biological process (GO): negative regulation of catalytic activity
Molecular function (GO): enzyme inhibitor activity
Source: RefSeq, a predicted model, not a curated record